AAUGAGGAGGCGGAAGCAGUUUGAUGCCUCAAGGGAUGCACAGACCGGUGCAACCUGUUCGGUAGACCGGAAUCCAUCCUCAGCUUCUGGAUACACCAGCUUGGACACGGUACAACUCCCGCUUUACAUUUCAGUCUCAUGGUAUAAACAUGGUGGACAUGGUCUGAUGUGACCAUAUGGCCUUCUGGCUUCUGAGAAUGAAUGUUCCGCUUACAAGGAGGAUCUUCACGCUGGUUUUGCUCCACUUGAACCUGAUACACUGUAUUUUGAUGCUGCAGCCACCAGGUCGGUUGACCAUGGAGUCCAUCAACAUGAGACACACUCUCAGGUGGCGCCCCCUGCAGACUCCUUGCAGUACUGCGGCGCUCUACUCUGUACAGUACCAAGGCGAGUUUGAGCGGACGGCCCCGAACGUAACCUGGCUGGACGUCUUCGAGUGCCAGAACAUUCCGCACACCCACUGCGACGUGACCUUAGACCUAGUCUCAGACUCCGACUACAACAUCCGCAUCAGAGCGCAGUGCGAGUCGCAGAUUUCGCAAUGGACCUGCCUGAGCCCGCCUUUUAACAGAAAGGACACUUUGCUGACAGUGCCCCAAAUGGCGGUCUCUGUGGUGGGCUACGCCCUGCUGGUGACCUUUGACCAACCCCCGCCCACAGCCUCCAUCAACGUGACGGUGUGGAAGCGAGGCGACCAGGCCCAGGCGGACGUCUACACCAUCUUGGCGGAGGAGAAGGUGCUCCGUGUCGCCGCCCUGCAGGAGGGAGCGGUGUACUGCCUCAAAGCGCACAUGAUCCUGGAGCAGCUGAGCCAAACGGGCAGCACCGAAAUCCACUGUGUGCCUAUCAAAGGUACACACGCUCCCUGGAAGAGCACCACGACUGUGGUGGUCACUCUGGUCCUCAUGGCGGGUGUCCUCAUUGCCACCUUCUGGACCGUGGUCCACUGCCGGGCACAUGACAUCCACCAGUGUUAUUACAAGGAGCCGCUGCCAAGCUCCCUGAGAAGCAACGACUUUGUGCAAACUGCACUGAGCAUGUACCAGGUCGAGGAGUGCGAUAUCGUGUGCGUGGAAUCGCACGACAGUGGUGAGCGGGACCACCUCAGACCUGGCCUUUCACCGGUACAUUACGCCAUCUGAAGAAACCAAGCUGGACCUUCACCGUUGGUUCAGACAUGUCACUCAGAACCUCAACCUACAUGGGAUGUUAUUGGGCUCUGGUCCAGAACCUGAAAGACAUGUUCUCUUUGACCUCGCAUGCAGCAGAACCAGAAAUGUCCUUGAUGUGAACCAUCGCAGGACUUUCACGUGACAUGUUGAACCAGAACCUGUAGAGCUGU
Messenger RNA from Nerophis lumbriciformis (worm pipefish), 1342 nucleotides. It is a transcript of the gene il20rb, whose product is annotated as cytokine receptor family member B16. Lineage: Eukaryota; Metazoa; Chordata; Actinopteri; Syngnathiformes; Syngnathidae. The record is from RefSeq and is a predicted model, not a curated record. Gene Ontology annotation, biological process: cytokine-mediated signaling pathway. Gene Ontology annotation, molecular function: cytokine receptor activity; interleukin-20 binding. Gene Ontology annotation, cellular component: plasma membrane.